Messenger RNA from Neltuma alba, 2010 nucleotides. RefSeq names its product serine/threonine-protein kinase-like protein At3g51990. Bases 114 to 1589 code for a protein of 491 amino acids. Gene Ontology annotation, biological process: protein phosphorylation. The transcript has a single exon. Gene Ontology annotation, molecular function: protein kinase activity; ATP binding. NCBI's taxonomy places the organism in Eukaryota, Viridiplantae, Streptophyta, Magnoliopsida, Fabales, Fabaceae. The record is from RefSeq and is a predicted model, not a curated record.
CCCAUAAAUGCCCUUCACCGUCCCCUCAUCUCCAUCUUCAUCUGAUUCACGUCCUUCCCACCUUCUCUUCGCUUUCACUUCUGUUUCCUCGAACCGCUGACCAGUAAUCUUUGAUGGGGUACUUCUCCUGCAGAGCUGAAUCUGCCGUUUCAACCUCCAAUUCUGUAUCCCCAUCUUCCUCUUCUAAACCCUCCUCUGCUCAAAAACCUGAGAAGCCCAUCAAGAUCCAACAGUUUGAUUACAGUGACCUCGAGGCCGCCACUAAUGGCUUCUCCGACCGAAAGCUCCUAGGCAAAGGUAGCCAUGGCUAUGUCUACAAAGCCGUUCUUCGAGGCCGUCCUGUCGCCGUCAAGAGGCCUUCGAGAGCUUACGGUGCUGUUCUUCGACGACCCAGUUCGUUCUCUUCUUCGUCGGCGCCGGAGAUUACGAACGAGGUGGACAACGAGAUCGACAUCUUGUCGAAAAUUCAGAGCCCGAGAUUGGUCAAUUUGGUGGGUUUCUCGAACGAUUCGAAAGAUAGACUUCUGGUUGUGGAGUUUAUGAGCAAUGGAACCCUCUACGAUGUUCUUCAUUCUUCUGCACGACCACCCAAUUGGGGUCGGAGAAUUCGAUUGGCUCUGCAAACUGCUAAGGCCAUCGAUACCCUCCAUUCCUCAACCCCACCUGUAAUUCACCGAGACAUCAAAUCUGCAAAUGUUCUAAUAGAUCGCAACUUCAAUGCUCGAUUGGGAGAUUUUGGAUUAGCCCUGCGAGGCCAUGAAGAUGAUUAUAGACUCAGGUCUACUCCUCCAGCAGGUACUAUGGGGUAUCUUGAUCCUUGUUAUGUGACCCCAGAUAACUUGAGUACAAAAACUGAUGUGUUUAGUUUUGGGAUUUUGCUGUUAGAGAUAAUUAGUGGUAGAAAAGCCAUUGAUAUUACAUACUCACCACCUUCCAUUGUGGAUUGGGCCAUUCCUCUCAUAAAGAAAGGAAAGUUAUUGGCUGUUUAUGAUCCAAGGAUAUCACCUCCUAAGGAUCCAGUUGUUAGGAAGCAAUUGGCUGUGAUUGCUGCAAAAUGUGUAAGGUCUUGCAGAGAAAGAAGGCCUUCAAUGAAGGAAAUAGUUGCUUGGCUUACUGGAUUGUGUAAACUGGUACCUCUUCAUUCUUGGAAUGGUUUUAACAAUCCCUGUAUGAUGAUUGAGACUGUGGGACGUCCAAUUGAAGCCAGAAGUGCCCAUAUGACUCCAAGACAAGACGGAGGUUUAGAAGGUGGAAAUUUUGAAGCUUUAGAUGCUAGAUUAUCUAAAUCUGCAAAUAGAUAUUCAAGGAGAGUGUAUUCUGAUCUGGGGUUCAGAAGCAACUUGAUGGAACUUAUGACUAACCCUGAGGAACCAGAUAAGUCUGGUUAUAGAGUUUCCAGCUCAAGGUUUGGUAGUGGAAGAUAUUUCACAAGAGGCAUAAAUCUCUACAGAGCUUGUGGUACAGAUAAAGAUGCUUUUGGUUUGAGUGAAGGCCAGAUUGUUGGUGAUGGGAGCUCAAAUUUGUGUCCAAAACAAGAAGGUAAUUCUGGAUCAGAUUUGAAUUCUCAGACAGCUGAAGCUAAUUCCUAGUUGAUUGCGGAAAGAUCUGGUUGAUUUUUUUGGAGUGUUGCUUAGAGUUGUUAGCUUUCCUUGCUUGCACAUAACAGCCAUAUGCAGAUUUGUUGGUAUGGAAGCUUAUUGUUUUGUGGGUUUCAGAAAUGACCUAUUCAUUGUUCAUUUGGUAUGUUUUGGGAUUGAAGGGCACAUUGCUGAUGUCCCCUUAAGCUGUUCUAUAAACCUUGUUAGGUGUUUUUGUUUCUUUUUUCUCUUUUUGUUUUUGGUUUCUUUUUUCUUUGAAUCAUCAAAAAAAAACAGAACAAAAGGACGUGUUUGAGAACAAGUGCUGCAGAACUGUAAAAAUUCAUAUUUCUGCUUGUUUAUGGAAUCUCUUGUUUGUAGCCCAAAAUUCAAAUAAAAUUUCAGUAAAGGGAUUUAUGUGCUCUUACUCGAA